CCUUCCUCCUUCUCCAAUCCGGCUUCUGCUCCAGGAAUGUGGGGGGGGGUGAGCCCCCUCCCAACCUGCCUGCUUCUCCCGGAAGUGGAGCUUCCACUCCGGAUUGCUGCUCUGCGCCGUAGCUCUGGGGGGGGGCGCGCUUUCGGAAAGGGGAGGGAGGAGGCAGGGGACCCCCCCACCCCUCGUGGAUGUUGCAGGAAAGGAGAAUCGGGAGCGAGGACAAAGAGGCAAUGUCAGAGUGACUGACAAGCUGAGAUAAAACCCAUCAGCAUCUGAUGACAGUGACUCCAUGAAUCUUCCCAGUCAAAGGACCCAUUUUCAUGAUAGACAGUGCCUGUGGCUGGAGGCUCUACACACAGGAUGUGCCUGUGCAGGCCAAAGACUGCCAGUAUUAGCACAGGAUUUCCUUUCCUCCCACUCUGAAGAAGGAGAUGGAGAAGACAGUCAGAACUCCAGGAGAUGGGACACCUUUUGUUUCAUUAGAAAGAGAAAUUAAAAUGUGUGAAAUGUGGAUUAUGCUUCAUAGAAUGAGCACACAUAAUUCACAUCAAUGACCUCCGACAGGGGAGAAACCAUUGAAAGGUAAGGAGUGUAGAAAGAGUUUCACUGAUAUUGGAAAACUUAGAAUACAUCAGCAGAUUAACAUGGGCAAGAAAGGAUUCAAAUGCAUGCAGUGUGGGAAGAACUUCAGUCAGAGUGGAUCCCUCAAUAUACAUCAACGUAUUCACACAGGAGAGAAACCAUACAAAUGUAUGGAGAGUGGAAAGAGCUUUAGUCAGAGUGGACACCUCAAUUUACAUCACCAGACUCACACAGUGGAGAAACCAUUUAAAUGUAUGGAGUGCGGAAAGAACUUCAGUCAGAGGGGAUACUUUACAUCAACGGACUCAUACAGGCGAGAAACCAUUUAAAUGCAUGGAGUGUGGAAAGAGCUUUAGUGAUAUUAGAAACUGUAGAAAACAUCAACAGACUCACACAGGGGAGAAACCAUUUAAAUGCAUGGAGUGUGGAAAGAGCUUCGGUUUCAAUGCAGAACUUAGAAGACAUCAGCGGACUCACAGAGGGGAGAAACCAUUUAAAUGUAUGGAGUGUGGAAAGAGCUUCAGUUUCAAUGCAGAACUUAGAAGACAUCAACGGACUCACAGAAGAGAGAAACCAUUUAAAUGUAUUGAGUGUGGAAAGAGCUUCGGUUUCAAUGCAGAACUUAGAAGACAUCAACGGACUCACAGAGGAGAGAAACCAUUUAAAUGUAUGGAGUGUGGAAAGAGCUUUAGUGAUAAUGCACACCUUAGAAGACAUCAACAGACUCACACAGGGGAGAAACCAUUUAAAUGUAUGGAGUGUGGAAAGAGCUUUAGUGAUAAUGCACACCUUAGAAAACAUCAACAGACUCACAGAGGGGAGAAACCAUAUAAAUGUAUGGAGUGCGGAAAGAGCUUCAGUCUGAGUGGACACCUCAAUAUUCAUCUACAGACUCACACAGGGGAGAAACUGUAUAAAUGUAUAGAGUGUGGAAAGAGCUUUUGUGAAACUGGAAAGCUUAGAAGACAUCAACGGACUCACACAGGGGAGAAACCAUUUAUAUGUAUGGAGUGUGGAAAGAGCUUUUGUGAAACUGGAAAUCUUAGAAGACAUCAACGGACUCACACGGGUGAAAAACCAUAUAAAUGUAUGGAGUGCGGAAAGAGCUUCAGUCAGAGUGGACACCUCAAUAUUCAUCUACAGACUCACAGGGGAGAAACUGUAUAAAUGUAUGGAGUGUGGAAAGAGCUUUUGUGAAACUGGAAAGCUUAGAAGACAUCAACAGACUCACACAGGGGAGAAACCAUAUGAAUGUAUGGAGUGCGGAAAGAGUUUCAGUCAGAAUGGAGACCUUAGAUUACACCAGCGAACUCACAC
Molecule: messenger RNA, 1899 nt
Organism: Podarcis raffonei (Aeolian wall lizard)
Lineage: Eukaryota; Metazoa; Chordata; Lepidosauria; Squamata; Lacertidae
Product: zinc finger protein 782-like
Exons: 3
Coding region: 916-1749 (277 amino acids)
Biological process (GO): regulation of transcription by RNA polymerase II
Molecular function (GO): RNA polymerase II cis-regulatory region sequence-specific DNA binding; DNA-binding transcription factor activity
Source: RefSeq, a predicted model, not a curated record